AGUACCCGGCCACGUUCGACAGCCUGGACCUGAAGGAGCUGCUGUCGGAUGAAACUCGAGUCCAGGAUGCGAUGCGCUGCCUGCUGGAAGAAGGAGACGCAGCGUGCAGACCCGCCGGGAAGGCGCUCAAGGAGGUGCUGCCCGAAAUAGUGCGUACAGACUGCGCCAAGUGCACUGAGACACAGCACAAGAAGAUCGGAGGUUUCUUCGGAGAGGUCUCGCGCCGCCACCCAGACCUCAUGAAGAAGCUGCUGGACAAGUACGACCCAUCUGGAGAAUACAGGAAGAAGUACGCCAAGUCCUGGGCCGAGUACAGCAUCCACCACUAA
Messenger RNA from Schistocerca americana (American grasshopper), 329 nucleotides. Its product is annotated as allergen Tha p 1-like. NCBI's taxonomy places the organism in Eukaryota, Metazoa, Arthropoda, Insecta, Orthoptera, Acrididae. The transcript has 2 exons. The coding region runs from base 72 to 329 and encodes 85 amino acids. The record is from RefSeq and is a predicted model, not a curated record.